AUGGGCCCGCGCCGCCGGAGACGCAAGGCCGAAACCCCAAGGAGGCGCCCGGGGAGCCCGCCGCCCCCGGCGCCCCCGACGCCCCCGCCGCCCCGCACCCCCCGGCGGGGCGCCCCCUCAGGUAACCAGCCGCGGUCCCCUUCCCUCGGAGCCGGUCCCCCUGCAACCUGCACUCCUUCCCGUCCAUCUAGUCGCCGGAGACAUCGGGUUCUGAGGGAGAUCCGAAUCCUUCAGAAGAGCACAAACCUGUUAUUAAGGAAGAUGCCCUUCUGCCGCCUGGUAAGAGAAAUAUGUGUUAAAUUCACUCGUGGGGUGGACUUCAAUUGGCAAGCCCAGGCCCUGUUGGCCCUACAAGAGGCAGCAGAAGCAUUUCUGAUACAUCUCUUUGAGGACGCUUACCUCCUCUCCCUGCACGCCGGCCGGGUUACUCUCUUCCCAAAGGAUGUGCAACUGGCCAGGAGGAUCCGAGGCAUCCAGGAAGGGCUCGGCUGAGCUGCCGCCCGCCCUGAAUGAUACCAGGGACUCUGUCUGGAGCUGGGACCAGAUCCAUGGAGUCCGAGAUACUGCCUGGACUUUCUACCUCUGAGUCGAAUAUGCAUGUCGCUUUUGUAAUGGUUUUUUAAGACGAAGCAGACUGCAUGGCUUUUCUCCACAACAGAAGUAAUACAUAAGAAAAUCAACAUGGUUCCAGAGGCCUGAGAAUCAUUUUCAGAUAAAGAGACUCUAAGGGAAAAAGUAAGAGAGGAGCCCUUCAGUCAGUUGCAUGGGAGAGCCUGGCACGUGCAGCACACAAAUCUCUGCCUUCGGAUUGACUUCACUGGUGGCAGCAGCAAAUGCCGGUGUGGACGGUGCCUGUCAACAAUUGCAGCUUCUCAAAAAUUCGGUUGGGGUGUAAGUUGAAAAUCUUUUAAGGUUUAAUAUUCUGGUUCUUAGUAAAUUUCUGUCAAAAUCAUUCAGAAAUUCUAACUUGUAGAAUUUCAUUAUUUGUAAAUCACAGGUAACAUAGUUUAUACUUCAGAAUUUUUUAUCCCAGGAUUUUAAAGUGUCUUUUCAAUGUAUUGACAGGUAUUUUUAUAACUUUUCUGUGGAGAGAUAAUAAAAAUAAAUAUAAUUCUUUAAUGAAAAAAGUUUAAAGAAAAGUUACUAUUGACAGUAUACAUGUAUAUUUUGUGUGUUAUCAUUAAGUUCUUCGUUUGUACACUGCUUGCAAACAGCUAAAAUUUAAAUGAGAAUCCAGGGCUGUGUUUUUGCCCCCAGUGGAGUAGUAUACAGGCAGAUGAAAACCUGGCCCUUCUCCUGUAACUGAAGCACUUUAAGAGAUUUCCAGACAAAUAGGAAAUGCCACCCAAAGAGUUUUAGAUUUUGUGUCUGAUAAACAUGAGGGCAGAUUAGUUAGCUGGAUUCAGAGACAAACCGAAGGGAAGGACCAAGUUCUAUUGUUUAAUACAUUUUAACCCUUUGUUAAAACCGUGUUGACUUCAACUCAUAUUUAU
Molecule: messenger RNA, 1493 nt
Organism: Molossus molossus (Pallas's mastiff bat)
Lineage: Eukaryota; Metazoa; Chordata; Mammalia; Chiroptera; Molossidae
Gene: CENPA
Product: centromere protein A
Exons: 6
Coding region: 1-492 (163 amino acids)
Cellular component (GO): nucleosome
Molecular function (GO): DNA binding; protein heterodimerization activity; structural constituent of chromatin
Source: RefSeq, a predicted model, not a curated record